Camelina sativa (false flax) is the source of this 1842-nucleotide messenger RNA. NCBI's taxonomy places the organism in Eukaryota, Viridiplantae, Streptophyta, Magnoliopsida, Brassicales, Brassicaceae. The record is from RefSeq and is a predicted model, not a curated record.
AGCAAACUAUUCACCUUCAUUGUCUCCUAUUUAAAGCGUAUUUCUCUUCUACUUUUCAACAUGCACACACUUCAAAAACAAACACAAAAACAGAGCAAAGAAAAAAAGAGAGACCAAAUUUUUUUCUAAGGAUGGAACUAGAAUCUUCUCCUCCUCUACCUCCUCAUGUGAUGCUCGUAUCAUUCCCGGGACAAGGCCACGUUAAUCCACUUCUUCGUCUAGGAAAGCUCUUAGCUUCAAAGGGUUUACUCAUAACCUUUGUCACCACAGAGUCAUGGGGCAAAAAGAUGCGAAACACCAAUAAAAUCCAAGACUGUGUCCUCAAACCGGUCGGUAAAGGCUACCUCCGGUUCGAUUUCUUCGAUGACGGGCUUCCCGAAGAUGACGAAGCGAGCAGAACCGACUUGACCAUCCUCCGACCACACCUCGAGCUGGUCGGCAAAAGAGAGAUCAAAAACCUCGUGAAACGUUACGAGGAAGUGACAAAACAGCCUGUGACGUGUCUCAUCAACAACCCUUUCGUCUCUUGGGUUUGUGACGUGGCUGAAGAUCUUCAAAUCCCUUGUGCAGUUCUCUGGGUUCAAUCUUGCGCCUGCUUAGCUGCUUAUUACUAUUACCACCACAAACUAGUUCAUUUCCCGACCGAAACAGAUCCCGAGAUCGAUGUCCAAAUCCCUGGCAUGCCUCUCUUGAAACACGACGAGAUCCCUUCUUUCAUCCACCCUUCAACUCCUCACUCCGCUUUGGGAGAAGUAAUCAUAGAUCAGAUCAAACGUCUUCACAAGACUUUCUCUGUUUUCAUCGACACUUUCAACUCCUUGGAGCAAGACAUCAUCGAACACAUGUCAAGUCUCUAUCACCCCGGCGUUAUAAGACCGCUCGGACCGCUUUACAAAAUCGCUAAAACCUUAACUAGCGAUGACACCAAAGGAAACAUCCCUCAGCCAGCGGAUGAAUGCAUGGAGUGGUUAGACUCGCAGCCUGUUUCCUCCGUUGUUUACAUCUCUUUCGGUACCGUUGCUUACGUGAAACAAGAACAGAUAGACGAGAUCGCUUACGGUGUGUUAAACGCGGACGUUACGUUCUUAUGGGUUAUUAGGCAACAAGAAUUAGGUUUCAACAAAGCGCGACAUGUUUUGCCCGAAGAAGUCAAAGGGAGAGGGAAGAUCGUUGAAUGGUGUUCACAAGAAAAAGUUUUGUCUCAUCCUUCGGUGGCUUGUUUCGUGACUCACUGUGGAUGGAACUCGACGAUGGAAGCUGUGUCUGCCGGAGCCCCGACGGUUUGUUUACCUCAGUGGGGAGAUCAAGUCACUGACGCGGUCUACAUGAUAGACGUUUUCAAGACGGGAGUGAGACUCGGCCGUGGAGAGGCGGAGGAUAGGGUAGUACCGAGGGAGGAAGUGGCGGAGAGGCUGAGAGAGGUUACGAAAGGAGAGAAAGCAACGGAGCUGAAAAAGAAUGCUUUAAAGUGGAAGGAAGAGGCGGAAGCGGCGGUUGCUCGCGGUGGCUCAUCUGAUAGGAAUCUUGAGGUGUUUGUGGAGAAGUUGGCUGCCAAACCUGUGGCUAAAGUACAAAACGGAAGUCAUAAUCAUGUCCUGGCUGGAUCAAUCAAAAUCUUUUAAAAAGUCAUUGAAGUCUUUUGGUCUUUUUGUUCCUGCAAAUCCUUAAUUGUGUACUGUGUUGUAUGCAUUUUCUUUACUUCGACAUUUUGUUUCGUGUUUUUUUUGGGUAUGUAUGGGCGUAUGGGUCUAGGGAAAAGUCAUUAAUACUUCUUGGAAGAAUGUCAGACUGAUCACGCAUUAAAUUAUAUUAUGAAUAGUUAUUAUUUAUAGUAUGUUGCUA